This is a messenger RNA of Prorocentrum cordatum, 3279 nucleotides long. The record is from the annotation of a GenBank genome assembly. NCBI's taxonomy places the organism in Eukaryota, Dinophyceae, Prorocentrales, Prorocentraceae.
AUGGGGGCUGCCGAGAAGAAGGCGCAGAGGGUCUUGAGGGAAGCUCGGGCUGGCAAUGCUGCCCAAGGCGAGCCCCUGUCAUCGGCCAUGAGCUGUGCUUUCGCUUGCACGGCAUUCGCGGCAGCACCAAGCACGGCGCCCAGCAUUGGAGGAGGGCGCGGGGGCAAGCGCGGCAUCAACACCCUGAAAGAUGUCACGGGGCGGCAGCAGAAAGCAGCCCGCCUGGCGCGCACAGUCUGCAUCGUCUUUGGUUGCCAGAAGAAGUUGAACACAUGCGACAAGCGGGCUGGGCGCGUCAUGCGCGAGCCGCACUGGCAGACAUACGCCAUCUGCUACAAUUACAUGGCGGACGAUGAGAUAGGCGAGAGGACGGAGAAAGAUGAAACGUUUCGGAAGGCCUUCGAUUCUGCGCACUCCCAUCGCGUGACCAUGGAUGCUACUGUCGCGGAGUUCGGCAACACUGACAUCGAGACGCACUUCCGCAACGAGGCCCGCUGCGAGCGGCGCGUUGGGUUCUGGUCGAGGAGUGACUUGCACGGGCUGAUCGGCUUCAUGCCCGACCAGCUGAGCGCGAAGUGCCAGAAGCUGUGGGGCGAGCAUGGCAACCCUCUCCUGGGGGUCUUGGUUGAUGAGUUCGAGGACGCACCGCGCACCUUCGUGAUCUCGUGUGGAAAGUCCGUUCUGAAGUUGGGCGCUGAGUCGCGAGCUGCGGUUACCCUCCACAAGGAACAGCCUAGUAAGAUCCACGAUCAGUCCGUGGCGAGCUUAAAGAAUGAGUACUCUCCGAGCGGUGCCCCCAUCCCCUCGAUCAAGACCCUCCUCAAGAGAGCCGACGAGAAGCGCAGGCUCAUCGAGAUCAAGAAGGCCGGGGGGGAGAGAGCGACUGUGGAGAGCGAGGGCCUCGUCCACGUCGAAGAGGGCACCGAUGUUGCGGAGUCGGCCAUGGGCGACAUGGCUGCUCCCAGUGACGCCGCGCCACAGCCGGCGCUGCAUAGCCCGAAGGGCGGUGCUGGCGGUCACUUGGCCAGCCCUGGACGCGUGCCUGGUGGCGAGGGCAUCGUCGACGUCAGCGAGCUCAUGCAGUCGGACUCCGUCAAGGCCAGAUGGACGCUCCAGCUCCACAAGGUGAGCCACUCGCUCGCCUUGACUGGCAAGAAGAGCCUCGGGAGGCAGAAGAACACGCUGAGGACGUACGCUCAGGAGGCGGAUACCCUGGGGAGGAGCGAGGGCGACGGCAUGCGGGAGCACGCCUCGCUCAAUGAGGCCGCCGAGCAGAUCGCCACCGAGAAUGGCUGGUGCAGCGUGGCCAGGACCGAUCUCGACGCCCUGCUACCGAAGCUCGUGGAUGCUGGCGUCGACUUCCCCACCAAGUCCAAGAAUGAUUGCAUCGCGCGUGCGGUCCAGGAUUGGUCGCAGAGCACUGCCAGCCUCGAGGAGAGGGUUACCAGCCUCCUCGACAUGGUCCAGGCGUGGCCAAGUACCGCCGACAACGGUGCGUUCGAGCCCCUGCAGCCUCGACUUCGCCACAUCGAGGGUUCGCCGAAGGACCGCAUGGCUACGAUGACGGAUAUCUUGCUCAAGAAGGCGAUCUGCCCCCUCAUCAAGGACGGCGCCCGCAACGCCAGUGUCACGAUGCGCGUGAUGACCACCAUCAUCACGGCCAUAUGCGCCGCGUCCGACGACGACCAGCUGGACUUCGAGCCGUACGAGGAUGGCGCGGACGAGCUGUGCUCCCUGCGUCGUGGCAUCGUCAUGGUCAUUGAGCCCGACCUCCAGGAGCAGCAGAAGGGCGCCACACACAUUGAUUUCGACAAGUUUCAGGACGUGUCCGCCAGCGCGCCACCAGGCGAGACCAAUGUGAUUGCAACGUUGAAGCAGAACGGUCAUUAUAAGCAUCUGCUUGCAGAGUUCGUUCGUUGUCGGCCUCACCUUGACGAGCUCAUCCCUCGCUUGAUCGAUAGCGAGAAGAGGGUGACAUCUGUAGAUCCGGCGAGCCCGUUCCAGGAUAACUGCGACAUUUUGCUGAACGCUUGGAAGGUGAAGAGGAGCGCCAAGGGCAAGGUACGCCCAUCCCAGUCUAAGAAAUUAACUGAGCUUCUCGAGGAUUCUACCUUGUCUGUGAUUGGUGCGGUGCUCUCUUCCAUCGAGGCUGGCACCUUCCCCGACGAAUCCUGCGGCCAUCCCAAGGACAUCGUGGCGACGCGCAGUGAGGAGAAGCUGGCGAUGCCAGGAGCCGGCGCCAUUCAGGCCCACUUGCUCAAAGUCGCCCAGAAGCAGACAGUGGUUGGUCACUUGCACAUCUUCUGCAAUGCCCUUGACUCAUUCUGUCGCGACGCCCCUCGCGAAGCUCGCAAGGCUGCAGCCGUCACCCUCGGCAGCCAUGCGAGGACCUACGCCGACUUCGGCAUCGCCGAGAAGAACGAGGACUUGGAGCUCAAGAUUGCUUUGUGCAUGGCCAUGGUCGUGGACCGCAUGGGCGCUGGCGAGGACGUUCACAUGGUAGAGGACGUUUGCAACUACAUAAUGCUCCAAUGCCAGCUGUGCGCCCAGUUGUUCGAGUUCGUCAAGGAGCCGACCACCGACGUUGCGAAGGCGAAGGCGUGCCUGGAGGCGCUGAGCGGCCUGCAGUGGGACUUCGCCAGCAUCUACACCUACAAGGGCCUGGGCGCUGACUUCGACGAGCGCAUGGCCGCCGACACGCGUGGAGUUGCCAUGGGCCGCUUCGCGGCGGGGAAGCUGGCGCUGGUGGGGGCGCCAGGGCUUCCUGGAUGGAUUCGCCCAGUGCCCAACUGCGCAACGCUGCACUUUGCGGGCCUGAGCGGAUUGAGACCAGUUGUGCCCAAACCCGACCGCGCCACGAUCUACGGCUGCGCCGCCCUCCUGUGGCAUGAGGGGUUGGCCGCCGACGCGGCCAUCGAGGACUUGCAGGGCCGCGCGAAGACCGCGCUCUUCGCCAGCGCGCGGCCUGCCGCUCUGAAGGGCGAGCUGGACGCACUACAGGGGAAGCUGCAGACCAUCAAGGGCGCCAUGGCACUCCGCGGUGACGAGAACGCCGACCGCUUGCCGAUCGUCGGUGACGCGCAAGAGCUAGUCGACCGAAUGAUGCUCACGCAUUGCGAGGCUCUCUGCUUGGUGUUCUUCCGCGACUUCGGGGAGUCGCCGCUCAAGCUCAAGCGCAACCUGAAGGCCCAGAUGGCGAUGCUCCCAGAGAAGCUCCACCAGAAGUUGCCAGCAGCGCUGCUGGCCAACAUCAGGGACAAGGUGGGCAUCAAGAAGUGA